This is a messenger RNA of Coccidioides posadasii C735 delta SOWgp, 2002 nucleotides long. RefSeq names its product glycylpeptide N-tetradecanoyltransferase. Gene Ontology annotation, biological process: N-terminal peptidyl-glycine N-myristoylation. Gene Ontology annotation, cellular component: cytoplasm. The record is from RefSeq and is a predicted model, not a curated record. Gene Ontology annotation, molecular function: glycylpeptide N-tetradecanoyltransferase activity. NCBI's taxonomy places the organism in Eukaryota, Fungi, Ascomycota, Eurotiomycetes, Onygenales, Onygenaceae.
CUUUAACCCGCUCAAACCUUUGAUAAUUCCAGCAAAUAUUAUUAUUCCUCGGGCUUCAAUUCGACCUAAGUUUUAUAUUCUCGGGGACGAUUUACCUAAACCAUUUCCUCACCACUCUUGACGCGCUGUUGAACCCUAUCGAGGACACGUUAAAUACUUCUCCCACCUAGGAGCUAUUCGCGACAAGUGGCGCAAAUCACCUAGAGGAAAGACCAAGUGCAAUGGACGGCAGCACAGGCACCGGCGAUGCGCCCCGCGACGAGCCUCAAUCCCCUCCCCCGCCCGGCGACUCCAGCGAGAAGAAAAAGGGAAAGCGAAAGGCAAAGGGCGAGGAAACGCCCAAAGCUCCCGCCGGGGCUAGGCUUACGGAUAACAUGGCCGGGACCUUGUUAGAGAUGAACCCAGCGCUACGGGGAGAAUUGGCGGGAAUGGAUAGAGAGAAAGCUGCGGAGAUGUUGCGAAGGAUGGACAUAUCGGAGCUACUCACUGGGCUCUCCUUGAACCAAAAGAACCAGAAGGAUAUGGCAUCGUAUAAAUUUUGGCAGACGCAACCUGUGAUUCGCUUCGAUGAUAAGGGUGCUGUCGAAGACGGACCGAUUAAGCAGAUCAGUGUGGAGGAUGUACCUAAAACUCCAGACCCCUUGAUCGAGGGGUUCGAGUGGGUUACCUUGGACUUGGACGACGAGAAGGAACUAAAGGAAUUUUACGAGCUGCUCUCAGAUCACUAUGUGGAGGAUGGAAGCGCGAUGUUUCGUUUCAAUUACUCCCCGGAAUUCUUGAACUGGGCUCUGAAAGCACCCGGAUGGAAAAAAGAUUGGCAUGUCGGCGUUAGAGCAUCUAAAUCAGGCAAACUGGUCGCCUCUAUCUGUGGCGUGCCCGCUGAGAUUUCCGUGCGCGGUCAAUUGAUCAAGGUCUCGGAGAUCAACUUCCUAUGCAUACACAAGAAAUUGCGCUCGAAACGAUUAACCCCUGUUCUCAUCAAAGAGAUCACCAGGCGGUGUAACGUCGAUGGCAUAUUCCAAGCUAUCUAUACCGCCGGAAUUAUUCUACCGACUCCAGUGAGCUCAUGUCGGUAUUACCACCGCGCCCUCGACUGGCUAAAACUGUAUGAAGUUGGCUUCUCCGCCCUCCCUGCGGGAUCCACGAAAGCUAGACAGAUUACGAGGAAUCACCUACCAAGCAAGACAGCCACACCGGGGUUGCGACCAAUGCAGAGCAAAGAUGUUGACGCCGUUCAUGACCUGUUGAACCGGUAUAUGAAGCGGUUCGACCUUGCUCAAACGUUCAGCCGGGAGGAGAUUGAGCAUCUAUUCGUCCAUAAAGAAAAGCCCGGAACGGAGCAGACCGUCUUUGCGUACGUCGUUGAAGAGGAUGAAACACACAAAAUCACUGAUUUCGUUUCCUUCUAUUCUCUUGAAUCGACAGUUAUCCACAGCGAAAAACAUAACACUAUCAGGGCGGCAUACAUGUAUUAUUACGCUUCGGAGACUGCUUUCGCGCCGAAGGAGAAAGGCCUGCGGGAACGGUUGACAUUACUUGUCAAUGAUGCUUUAAUUCUCGCAAAGAAGGAGCACUUUGACGUGUUUAAUGCUCUAACCUUGCAUGACAACCCGCUCUUCCUUGAGCAGCUCAAAUUCGGCCCUGGAGACGGCCAGCUCCACUACUACCUAUUCAAUUACCGAACAUCCUCUAUUGCUGGUGGCGUGAAUGAAAGGAACUUCCCUGACGAGAAAAAGAGGGGAGGUGUGGGAAUUGUCCUUGUUUGAUGGCUUCUUUUGCAGAAGGAAUUUGUUUUCCCCUCCCUGAUUACACAAGUUUCCCUCAUGGUUGGACGUGCAGCAUUUGGUCCUUUCUUUCGUGCUCUCUCAUCCUCAAGAGCUGUGGUUGUCGUCAUUAUGUCUGACAUGAUUCCUGUCAAACAUCUUCCACGCAGCUAUUGUAUAGCUAUGAUCAUCAUUAUUGUAUGGAGUAUGCCAUCACAAUAUCCAUGCUUAGCCUGUCA